This is a messenger RNA of Trichobilharzia szidati, 381 nucleotides long. NCBI's taxonomy places the organism in Eukaryota, Metazoa, Platyhelminthes, Trematoda, Strigeidida, Schistosomatidae. The record is from the annotation of a GenBank genome assembly.
AUGAAUCCACGUAUCUAUCCAACUAUCGAUCCACGUAUAAAUCCACGCAUCAAUCCAGGUAUCCAUACACGUAUACAUCCGCGUAUCAAUCCAAACUUCAAUCAACGUAUCUAUCCACGCUUAUAUCCACGUAUAUAUCCACGAAUCCAAACACGUAUCUAUCGACGUAGGAAUCCACGCAUCAAUCCACGUAUCUAUCCACGCUUAUAUCCACAUAUCAAUCCACGUAUAUAUCCACGCAUCCAUCCACGUAUAUAUAAACGUAUCUAUCCCCGAAACUAUACACGCAUCGAUUCACUUUUCAAUCCACGUAACAAUCCACGUGUCUAUCCACGUAUCUCUACACGUAUAAAUCCACUCGUCCAUCCACGUAUAUAUUAA